Messenger RNA from Oppiella nova, 2041 nucleotides. The record is from the annotation of a GenBank genome assembly. NCBI's taxonomy places the organism in Eukaryota, Metazoa, Arthropoda, Arachnida, Sarcoptiformes, Oppiidae.
AGUACCAAAAAGUGUGACAAACAUUGAAUGGAAUGAAAGCGCGAUUUGUUUGCCUUUUUGUGAAUGAGUUUCCAUUUGAAUGAGUGAUCCGUUUGACAGAUAAGACAAUGUCUUCCUCGGGAUCUAAUGGCACCACAAAUGGCGCACAACUGCCACCAGACGUGUUGUACGCCAUUGACUGCGAGCUCAAUGAGUCGGUGUCCAAAUCGGACGCACUUCGCUCGCAACUGAUCCACUUGUCGGCCAAAAGGGAUUCAUUCACUGACGAGGAAUACCAACACUUUCGCCUCAAACUCAUGAAUGCGUUGAACACAGAGAUGGACAGACGGGACGGCAAGAACUCAUACAUACAUCAGGAGAUGUUUGCCAAUCACAUGAGCCAACGCUCUGAUCAGUCGGCGCCCAACGGCUUUGAGUCCCAUUUGUAUCGACUGUCGGCUCAAGAGUUGUGCCAACGAUUGGGCGUUGAGUACAAAGACAGUGACAAUGACUGUGAGGUCGUGGAAGUGGUUCUGAAGCCAUUGCCGAUCACAACGGAUGACAGGAACGACGCGCACAGAAAGCGAGACCAGAAGAAACCGUUUGUGUCGAUUCCUGCAAAGAGUGGUAAACCCACGGAUGAAGUGAUCUAUAAUUGUGGUCAGAAUUUGCCCAAAACUGAUCUCUUGGGGAGUGUCGGCUCAUUCAGAAGCGGCUACAAAGAGAAUACGGCUUCGACUUCGAGCGCUUCCAAUAGGUCUCAGUUGCCAUCGAAUCCAUGUCCGAUUGGAUCUCCGACUCGCUACAAAGAGAAUACGGCUUCGACUUCGAGCGCUUCCAAUAGGUCUCAGUUGCCAUCGAAUCCAUGUCCGAUUGGAUCUCCGACUCGUAUUUCGGGUUUAUUUCGCACGAAUUCACCCAAAAAUGGCUACAAAUCAGGUGAGAGUGGGAGCGAAACGAGUGGCAAAAGGCCGGCAUUUAUGAGUGGAUUCGAGAAGAAAGUGGUCGAAGAGGUGAAGAAGGGCUCAAUGGAUGUGUCGAAAGCGAGACAAGCGUUAAAACAUAUGAAGAACUCGUUUAAGAAUCCGAUGAAACAGAACAACACCGAGAAUGAGGAGCCCAUUGAUCCGCACCUCAAGAAUAUUGAUCCAAAUCUCAUAGAAGUGAUUGAAAACGAGAUAAUCACUGCCUUAGAGCCCAUCAAUUGGUCGGACGUCGCGGGACUCGAGUUCGCGAAGAAUAAGAUCCAAGAGAUCGCUGUUUUACCACUUCUUAGACCCGAUCUGUUUCGCGGUUUAAGGAAACCACCGAAAGGUAUUCUACUAUUCGGACCGCCAGGCACUGGGAAGACAUUUCUGGGCCGUUGUAUCGCCUCUCAGACCAAAUCGACUUUCUUUUCGAUCACAGUGUCGGCGCUGAACAGCAAAUGGAUAGGAGAGGGCGAGAAGACUAUACGCGCGAUGUUUGCGGUCGCGAGGGCUCGACAGCCGUCCGUCAUAUUCAUCGAUGAGAUCGACUCACUGCUGAAGACCCGGUGCGACAGCGAACACGAGUCCUCCCGACGCAUGAAAACUGAGUUUUUGGCUCAAUUUGAAGGCGUCGGCACCGUUUCGGACGAAAAGCUGCUGAUAAUCGGCGCCACAAACAGACCGCAAGAGUUAGAUGACGCGGCCCGACGUCGACUGUCCGCCAAACUGUAUAUCCGACUGCCGGACGCCUCCGCUCGCAAACAAAUCAUCGAAAAUUGCAUUAAAACAGAGAAACACUGUUUACGCGAAGAGCAGAUGCAGUCGUUGGCCGACCAGACGGACGGCUACUCGUGCGCUGAUAUGAGAGACCUGUGCCGCGAGUCAGCGAUGGAACCGAUGAGAGACUCCAUUAUUAUGAGUAAUAUCACAGACAUAUCGGCCCAUGAGAUCCGUUGCAUCACUUUCGAGGACUUUGUGAAAAACUUAUCGUAUGUUAAGCCGACGGUCAGGAAGGAAGACAUCUCGAUGUUUGAGAAGUGGAACCACGAGUUCGGCACCAAUUGUCGACAAAAUUAGGGUUUGUUUAUUCAAAG